This is a messenger RNA of Metarhizium album ARSEF 1941, 351 nucleotides long. RefSeq lists its product as uncharacterized. The transcript has a single exon. The record is from RefSeq and is a predicted model, not a curated record. Lineage: Eukaryota; Fungi; Ascomycota; Sordariomycetes; Hypocreales; Clavicipitaceae. Bases 1 to 351 code for a protein of 116 amino acids.
AUGUUGUGUGGUCUCCUGGCUGGCGGAAUCGGCUUUGCCUUCACAUUCGGCCCCGUCACGGCCGAAAUUACAUUUGCCACGGAAGAGCGGUACGCGGACCGGGGAGCAAAACCCAUUGCUCUGGACCAUGUAUUGUACAACAUUGCUUACGCAGCAGAGGUCAUGACCGGGCCUCUGCUGGGCGGAUUCGUCAGCCAGAGUGCAGGAUUCGCGACCAUGGGAUGGAGUUUGGCAAUCAUCUCGGCCGUCACGUCAGUCUUGUGCGCGACCUUGAUUGGAGGGCCGCCCUUGUGGAAGAAGCGCCGCCGGCGUGCUGCGCAUCAAGUCACUCUGGCCAUCAUGGGCCGGUAG